Messenger RNA from Hibiscus syriacus, 1475 nucleotides. RefSeq lists its product as uncharacterized. The record is from RefSeq and is a predicted model, not a curated record. The transcript is spliced from 4 exons. Bases 517 to 1317 code for a protein of 266 amino acids. Lineage: Eukaryota; Viridiplantae; Streptophyta; Magnoliopsida; Malvales; Malvaceae.
AACUCUCUUUCUUGAAUGACCCAAAAAAGUUGAUGUAAUGAAGAAAAACAAGAAAGGAACCAAAGAGGAGAAGAUGGGGGGAAUGCCUUCAAAUGCCAUCCAACCAAAAAACCCACCUUUAGGAAGAAAAACUAAUUUAAAAACGUUUAUCCCUGAAAUACCCUUUCUGCAACAACGACAACAAAAAAAGUCAAUCUUCAUCACUGUCUCUCGGCUCUUUGAAUGGAAAAUAACAUGUUUUUUCACCGAGUUAUGUGGGCUUCGUUGGGUUUUUCUCUUUGUCUUGGUCAGAGUUUUUCAGAGGCUAAACAGCAAAACGAGAACCUUCCUAUCUCUCUCCCCCUUUGCCUUAUUCAUAUUCUUUUCUGUUAGUUCUUUCCCCAUAUCUCUCUCUUUCUUCCUUUUAGAUCAAAGACUCUUCCUUUUUAUUCCUAUUUUCUCUCUUUCUUCUUCACAUUUCCUUAUUUUGGCCUUUCGGGGUUCUUUUUCUCAAUCUCACCAUUUUGAUCCGAAAACAUGAAGAAGAUGAAAGGGGUUGGUGUUGCUAUGGAGAACUCUCCAUAUGGUGCGUAUGAGGACCAAAGGAGGUUCAAGCACCAGAGCCUUAUGCAAGACUUUGAAGACUUGCACAGGGAAACAGAAGCCAUGAGAAAGAAAUUGAUGAUGAUGAAAGAGCGAAAAUUAACCCUGUUGGCCGAAGUUCGGUUUUUGAGACGGAGGCACAAGUUCUUGAUGCAGAACCGAUCUUCAAACGCCGUUCCAGGCCGAAACUUUGUGCAGCCACGGAGUACGGUGGCUAGAAGUAAAUCGAAUGUGAUGGACAAUAAAUUAACGGGGAAGGAACAUCGUAUGCGACGUCUGGAUACGCAAUGUCUGGCUACGGGAUUUGAUCUGAACCAGAAGGGAAAGACAGGUAAUGAAAAGGAAACUGCUUUCAUUCAUCCUUGUAUGAUGUUUGAUCUAAACCAGAAGCAGCAUAGAAACAUCUAUGGGAAGGAGGAAGCUGUUUUACAGAGUUCUUCACCGAUUCUCGACUUAAACCAGAGAGAAAGGCUUUACAGUAGGAAGGAGGCUACUUCUCGAACCAUGACACCAGUUUUCGAUUUAAACCAGAUUUCGAGAGAGGAGGAAGAACUCCAGGCAAUGGACAAUUCAAUGAAAAUAGGGGAAUUCAAGAAAAGUUCAAUCCGAAUUGCAGGUGAAGAGCAGCACAAUGAUAUUAAAAUAUCAGCCUGCAGGAACACCGGAAACGGACCAAACAACAGAGUCAGGAAAAGAAAGAUCUCAUGGCAAGAUCAGGUAGCAUUGAGGGUUUAAAAAAUUCUUGUAAUAGAAGUUCGUAGUUGGAGGGGUUGUGGACUAAGUGAGUUUAGCUUGCCAACCUCCCCUUCUUUUAACUGUUAUAUGUUCUCCUUUCCACCUUUUGUAAAGAAAAAUAUAUAGUUGGCAUGUAUAAAAUUGCUUGCUUGCAAUUA